Messenger RNA from Mangifera indica (mango), 1543 nucleotides. RefSeq names its product KH domain-containing protein At5g56140-like. Bases 186 to 1088 code for a protein of 300 amino acids. The record is from RefSeq and is a predicted model, not a curated record. Gene Ontology annotation, cellular component: nucleus. Gene Ontology annotation, molecular function: mRNA binding. The transcript is spliced from 7 exons. Lineage: Eukaryota; Viridiplantae; Streptophyta; Magnoliopsida; Sapindales; Anacardiaceae. Gene Ontology annotation, biological process: regulation of mRNA splicing, via spliceosome.
UUGCACCGACGAAUAAGAUAGAUAGGUAGAGAGGUAGAUUCAUAGAUAGAUACAGUGCAGAGAGAGAGAGCGAGUGUCUGGUCGGGAUCAUCCCACCAAAACGCCACAUCUCUUCACAACGUCUAUCCUCAACUAACCUUACCAGCCGUCUCAUCUCAAUCAAUCAAUCAAUCACUCUAUCAACGAUGACUUCGUCCGGCGGUGCACGCUUCAUGGCUUACUCUCCUUCUCCUUCCUCUCCUCAUCUCCCCUCUCUCCGCUCCGCCGCCGCCGCCGCUGCCGCCGUUGCCGCUUCCUCCGCGCUCCUCGAUCAAGAGAAAUAUCUCAAUGAACUUCUAGCUGAGCGUCACAAGCUGAAUCCAUUCAUGCCUGUGCUUCCACAUACAUAUCGGCUUUUGAGCCAGGAAAUUAUGCGUGUAACCACACUGUUGGGGAAUGCAUCAGUUUUAGGUCAAAGUGGGCUUGAACAUGCUAGCCCCCUCACCUCUGGAGGAAUAUAUUCAAAUGGAGGAGCUGAUAUGAACGGAUUGGCAUCACGGUUUCAAUCAGAAAUUCCCGGUUUAGUGCAGCCCACAUCAGCACAAAAUUGGCUUAGUUCACGAGGUAGCUCAUCAGGUCUUAUUGUUAAGAGGACAAUCAGAGUGGAUAUUCCAGUUGACCAAUUUCCUAAUUACAACUUUGUUGGACGUCUCCUUGGUCCUAGGGGCAACUCUCUUAAGCGAGUGGAGGCCAGUACGGAAUGUCGUGUUCUUAUCAGAGGGCGUGGCAGUAUUAAGGAUCCAGCAAGGGUAAGGGAAGAAAUGAUGAGAGGAAAGCCAGGAUAUGAACAUCUGAACGAACCUCUUCAUAUCCUGGUUGAGGCUGAACUACCAGUUGAAAUAGUUGAUGCUCGCCUAAUGCAAGCACGUGAGAUACUAGAAGACUUGCUUAAACCUGUGGAUGAGUCCCAUGAUUUCUACAAGAAACAACAACUGCGAGAGCUAGCAAUGCUCAAUGGUACACUUCGUGAAGAAGGUUCUCCCAUGUCAGGUUCUGUUUCUCCCUUCCACAACAGUCUUGGCAUGAAGAGAGCUAAGACUAGAGGGUGAUGGUUUUCAAUCAAUGGGCUUUUGGAGCAUCCGCAAUAGUGUCUGCUAGUAAAAAGCAGUUCCCCACAUCACAGUUGUUGCUGUGUCAAAAUCCCUCCAACUGCCAUCGGGGCACUGGCAGUAUAUAUAUACUGUGCUAGUUCUAACUUAUUUCUCUAUGGAGUGUGUUUAUCCUCUGUCCGUAGGAUGUUUGACAGUCAGUAAUAUGGGGGUUUGCACUUAAUAUGUUGAUGCUGAGGCAAUCGGUGAGGACAUUAUCUUGCGGAUGCCAUUCAUGUAUUAAUUAUAAGCUUGUGAGGGGUUAAGGUAUUGUUUCUAUAUAAAAUGUGAAGCGAGUGAGCGAUCAAUGGAUGUUUGGGUUGAGUGUAAUGUAGUAGCGGUAGGUGGAUUUAUUAUUGGCAGUCUUUGCCAUGACAAUUGUGAAUGUGUUUGCUCAAUUCCCCUUCUUUCUAUCA